AGCCUGCCUGCUAGGUCUCUCCCGUCAUUCCCAGACAGAUUUAGCUGCUGACAGCUGCUUGGGACUCUGCCGCCUGGGCCUGGCGCAGAACUGCCAUCUCUCCUCUCAGCGACUCUGGAGCCACAGCCCCUCAUGGCCCAGAAGGAAGAGGACACUGCAGCCGCCGCGCCUGCCUCCCAGAAUGGGGAAGACCUGGAGAACCUGGAUGACCCUGAGAAGCUGAAGGAGCUGAUUGAGCUGCCGCCCUUUGAAAUCGUCACAGGGGAACGGCUACCUGUCAACUUCUUUAAGUUUCAAUUCCGGAAUGUGGAGUACAGUUCUGGGCGGAACAAGACCUUCCUCUGCUAUGUUGUUGAGGUGCAGGCCAAGGGAGGCCAAGUGCAGGCCUCUCGAGGAUACCUAGAAGAUGAGCACGCAGCUGCCCAUGCAGAAGAAGCCUUCUUCAAUACCAUCCUUCCAGCCUUCGACCCGGCCCUGAAGUACAAUGUCACCUGGUACGUGUCCUCUAGCCCCUGUGCAGCUUGUGCUGACCACAUUAUCAAAACCCUUAACAAGACCAAGAACCUGCGCCUGCUCAUUCUGGUGGGGCGACUCUUCAUGUGGGAGGAGCCAGAGAUCCAGGCUGCUCUCAAGAAGCUGAAGGAGGCCGGCUGUAAACUGCGCAUCAUGAAGCCCCAGGACUUCGAGUACAUCUGGCAGAAUUUUGUUGAGCAAGAAGAGGGUGAAUCCAAGGCCUUUGAGCCUUGGGAGGACAUUCAGGAAAACUUCCUAUACUACGAGGAGAAGCUGGCAGACAUCCUGAAGUAGGAACUGGGCUCAGCCUCACGUCUGCCUGCUGCCACCAAGAGACAGCAGUGACAUGUAUAGCCACCUGGGACAUGCCUAUCUUCCUAAUAUCACUUGGAGCUGGACAGCAUUGAACACUAACCAAUCCACCUGGACAAGACCCUUAGAGGACUCAGAAUAUACUCCUCAUGCUGUAAUUCAUUUAGGGUGUGCACCUCUCUUUAAUGCUGCUCUUGGGAAAGAGGGAAGUGACCUAUAAGAAGAGAUAUGCAACCAUACAUGGGCAUCAGGCAUCUGUGAGACCAAAGGUCCUAAUUACUCCCCCAAAGGGGCUACUUAAGGCAAAGAGUCUAAGACCCAAGGUACAGAUCUUUGAAAUAUGCAUUUUAUGUUAAGUUGGAUUCUUUUUUUUAAGAAAGAAAAAGCAACAUUAAUAAAAGUAGUGGUGUG
Molecule: messenger RNA, 1236 nt
Organism: Otolemur garnettii (small-eared galago)
Lineage: Eukaryota; Metazoa; Chordata; Mammalia; Primates; Galagidae
Gene: APOBEC2
Product: apolipoprotein B mRNA editing enzyme catalytic subunit 2
Exons: 3
Coding region: 133-807 (224 amino acids)
Biological process (GO): cytidine to uridine editing
Cellular component (GO): cytoplasm; nucleus
Molecular function (GO): cytidine deaminase activity; RNA binding
Source: RefSeq, a predicted model, not a curated record